CAACCUCCUCAUUUCCCGUCAUCGCUCCAUCGCGCAAGCGCGUCCGCCCUCCACGCGCGCCUCCCCCUAUAAAACCGCCGCAGUGUCACCACCGACACCAAUGAGUUAGCAACCGCGACCCUUUUUUCCGCCCUCGACGACUGGGCGCAGCUGCGACGUGUGGUGCCCCCAGUCAGGCCGAACGGGGUCAAUUCUAAGCGCUGCUCCACCUCGCUCUCGCCGUACACCCAAAAUUAUCGAUUACACCACCACACUCUUCUGUCACUACCUCGGACAUCGUUUGCGCCUGCCAGAAAGCGCCCGUGACGGCCUUCAGCACCUCCAGGCCUCCUCGGAAUCCACGCCAGCCACGGCACUACUGGGUCGCUCUUUCCACGCUCACCAUGAGUUGGACAGCACAGGAGCCGAGCUCCCCACUGAGCUCUGUUCCUCCUUCCUCUUCACCUUCUAUCGCCUCCGACCUGACCGAGCUCUCCGACUCUGAGCUCUCCGAUCUGUCGCACGCGCUUGGCUCACGCCGCCCAUAUCCUUCGCCAUCAUCCUCCAACCGCUCCUCCGCCAAGGCGUCACCCGCGCCCGAGAACAUCGCCUCCCCCAUGUCCAGCAACGACGGCGAUGACCGGCCCCGCAAGAAGCGGAAGCUUACAGGCCCGAAGGAGCGCACCACAGACCGCCUCGACCUAAGGAGAGACCUCACAGAUGCCGAUAAGCCUCAGCUGGACCGCCUUUUGAAGACGCUCCACAAGAAGCGGAAAAUUGUCGUAAUCGCGGGUGCAGGCAUCUCCGUGUCUGCUGGCAUUCCCGACUUCCGUUCGUCUACCGGCUUGUUCAGGUCGCUCCGCAAGGAGCACAAGCGCAUAUCUUCCGGGAAGGAUCUGUUUGACGCAUCCGUCUACCAGGAUGACUCCUCGACAUCAUCCUUUCACGACAUGGUUCGAACAUUAUCCCAGAAGACCAAGAAUGCGCGACCUACUGCUUUUCAUCAUCUCCUUGCGACCUUGGCACACGAGGGACGACUGUUGCGUCUGUAUACCCAGAAUGUCGAUGGUAUUGACACCUCGCUUCCGCCCUUGAAGACAGAGGUUCCCCUUCCGAAGAAGAAUCCCUGGCCCAAGACAGUACAGCUACACGGAGGUCUCGACCAUAUGGUUUGUUCUAAGUGUAACGCUCUCUCCGAGUUUGACGCAGAUCAAUUCAACGGCCCCGUCCCACCCGCAUGUCCAAAUUGCUUGGAGAACGACUCUGUCCGCCGUGUGGCCGAGAAGCGAAGUCAUGGAAUCGGACGGCUCCGACCUCGCAUGGUUUUGUACAACGAACACAAUCCUGAUGAUGAAGCUAUUGGAUCCUGUGUGAGUUCAGACCUGCGCACACGGCCUGACGCGAUCAUUGUUGCUGGCACAACGUUGAAGGUUCCGGGAGUGCGACGGAUCACGCGGGAGAUGUGUGCAACUGUACGAGAUCGUCGGGACGGCGUGACCAUCUGGAUUAACAACGAUUCGGAGCCCGUAAGCGGCGAACUGGCGAACAUCUGGGAUCUAGUCGUCCAAGGCCCUUGCGACGAAGUUGCCCGUCAUGCCGCGAUGCGAAGAUGGGACGAUCCUAUCGUCUACAAAGAAGUCACCGAUGACGAGCUAAGUAAGACCAAGGAGAAGCAAAAGGCAGAGGUUGUGGUUGGAACUCCUAAGAAGAUCUCGCAACUCCAAGGCUCUCUACCAACACCUGUGCAGAGUCCACGGAUGGGUCCGCGGCCCGUGAUCAAGGAAGAGCCAAACGAGCAGCCGUCUACACCAUCAAAGAAGGGGACAAAGAGGAAGCCUGAGGACGCACGGCCCAACGCCUUCGAGAAGUUGACUGUGAAGCCGUCUCCUAAAGUGCCUGCGAAACGUGCUCAAGUUCAGCCAAAGAAAACCACGGGUGCACAGAGCAGAGCGAAGAACCCGAAAAAGAACACGAAGCAGGAUAACAAUACCAUCACUAACACGUACAAAGCCACCAAGAAUUCUUCUUCACGUCCGCGGCCCAGCAUGAAGGUCAACACCAAGCAGGACACCGAGUUCAUCCAUUACGAUGGCCCCCAGACCGUCUCUGCACCUUCGGCUGAGAACAUGGACACUAUCCAUGUGGGCCGAAAAGUCGCUCCGAUUACUCCGAAGAAGAGGCCCGAGCGAAUAACUGGUAUCAAGGCGGAGUAUAGAACCAUGAUACCGAUAUCCACCUCCGAUCCCCGAAACAACCAUUCUCCUCAGCGUCCGGAGGUUGAAAGCUUCACGCCAGUCAAGCCUCGUACUCCGAGUCAGCAGCUUCAUGACGAACAGGCAUUCUCCCGCUAUACGCCCCCAACGAACGAAUCUCGCCCCUCUUCCGCGAGCUCAGAUAUCAAAACUAUGAAGGUGUCUGGUUUCCUUAACUAGCCUCGUCCGUUCCUGGUCACACUGCAUUUCUGGGCAUUAGAAGAUGGCAUUUUCUGUAGCAUGCGCUGCAAACGGCGGCGAUUGUAUGUCGAAUGCAUAGACGGCGUUCAUAGGUCAAGAGGACUUCGGUCCUAUGUAGGAUAGGGGCCUCGUUGCUCUAUUCUCACUACUGAUCUUCUUUCUACUGCAUGAUACCCGGGGAGCGCCCUGGUCACAUAUAGGCAGACUAGGCGCUUUGGGUUCUAUGAACCUAGGUUCUAUUGAGGCGACCGUGGGCUAUGGGAAUCCCAAUAUGUUGCCUAUUAAUGGAACUCGACUGGCUUACUCAAGAAGAAUACUCG
Trematosphaeria pertusa is the source of this 2752-nucleotide messenger RNA. RefSeq names its product DHS-like NAD/FAD-binding domain-containing protein. The transcript is spliced from 2 exons. NCBI's taxonomy places the organism in Eukaryota, Fungi, Ascomycota, Dothideomycetes, Pleosporales, Trematosphaeriaceae. Gene Ontology annotation, molecular function: NAD+ binding; histone deacetylase activity, NAD-dependent. The record is from RefSeq and is a predicted model, not a curated record. Gene Ontology annotation, biological process: regulation of DNA repair; replication-born double-strand break repair via sister chromatid exchange; pericentric heterochromatin formation. The coding region runs from base 384 to 2411 and encodes 675 amino acids. Gene Ontology annotation, cellular component: mating-type region heterochromatin.